Molecule: messenger RNA, 1113 nt
Organism: Lottia gigantea (owl limpet)
Lineage: Eukaryota; Metazoa; Mollusca; Gastropoda; Lottiidae
Exons: 1
Coding region: 1-1113 (370 amino acids)
Biological process (GO): lipid metabolic process
Molecular function (GO): oxidoreductase activity
Source: RefSeq, a predicted model, not a curated record
AUGAAUGAAGCCAAUAACCACGUGUUCGACACAACGACUGGCGAGGAACAACAUCUAUCCAAACGAAACGGUUCUUCCAACGGUACAAGCAAGAACGGGGUUGCCAACAAAAUACCCAGUAUUUCAGAAAUCAAGGCAGCUAUCCCCAACCAUUGUUUUAAAUCAACUAUCAAACAGUCUAUGUAUUACGUUUUCAAAGACAUUAUCCUUAUAAUAGCGUUAUACUGUUUUGGACAUUGGGUCUUACAGUGCAAUUCCAUAAUACUCAAGACGGCACUGUCGCCAGUAUAUUGGUUCUUACAAGGUACGCUGUUAUUCGCGGUAUUUGUAUUGGGACAUGAUUGUAAUCAUGGCUCGUUUUCUAGCUAUGCAUUAUUGAACGAUUGCCUUGGUACUGUUCUACAUUCAUUUGUAAUGACGCCGUAUUACCCCUGGAAAAUUUCGCAUCGUCAUCACCACAACAAUACUGGUAAUAUGGACAAAGAUGAGAUAUUUUAUCCCAUUAGGAAGAAAGACAACAAUAAGAACUCUUUUGCAUUAUUUUUUGGUCUUGGAUUCGGCUGGUUGGCGUAUCUGUGGCGCGGAUUCGGACCACGGCAAAUGAAUCAUUGGAUACCACGACAUGCGAUCUUCGCUAAACAUGUCGUAGGGUGUAUAUUGUCUAUAGGCGUUGUGGGUAUAUGGGUCGGUAUAUUAGGAUAUUAUGUGCAACUGAUGGGUAUGGUGAGUUUGGUAUACCAUUAUAUGAUACCGGUCUUUAUAUGUGGAUGUUAUAUCGUCAUGGUAACGUUUCUACACCAUAGUGAUAUCAACCUUCCAUGGUACAGCGACGACAACUGGGACAGUGUUAAAGGCAAACUAAGCUCAGUCGACAGAGACUAUGGGAUUUUUCACGACGUUAUCCAUACUAUAGGAACGCACCAAGUUCACCAUUUGUUUCCCAUAAUUCCUCAUUAUAAUCUACGCGAAGCAACGACGCACUUCCGGAAGGCAUUCCCGCAAUUAGUGCAUAUCAACGAUAAAAGCAUUUUUCCAGCAUUUACUGAAAUGUUCUUUAAAUAUUCCAGUCAGUGUAUAGUAGAAAAUGAUGCCAAAAUUCAUUACUAUAAAUAA